Molecule: messenger RNA, 3991 nt
Organism: Ornithorhynchus anatinus (platypus)
Lineage: Eukaryota; Metazoa; Chordata; Mammalia; Monotremata; Ornithorhynchidae
Gene: LENG8
Product: leukocyte receptor cluster member 8
Exons: 16
Coding region: 126-2582 (818 amino acids)
Cellular component (GO): nucleus
Source: RefSeq, a predicted model, not a curated record
CAUCACGCCGCCGACGUCGUCGCCGCUUGGCGCAUCGAGACCAGAGAAGGAAGAGAAGGAGCCAGAGGCUCCACGGAAAUAGCCUGGCUCCAAGGGGUGACCCCUCCGAGACCCUGAGCGGCCAGAUGGCGGCCAACGUGGGAGACCAGCGGAGCGCCGAGUGGGCCCCACAGUAUAAUCUGGGGACGGGGCCGGCCCGGGAGAACGGCAUGGAGGCCCCGAUGCACGAGAACCCCGAGUGGGAGAAAGCGCGGCAGGCCCUGGCCAGCAUCAGCAAAGCCAAUGCUGCUACCAGUUCCAGCAAAAGUUCCAGUAACGGCCCCAGCGCCGGCGCUCAGUACACAGCUCAGCAGGCGGAUGCCACGGCCCUCCAGCAGCAGCAGUAUUAUCAGUGGUACCAGCAGUAUAACUAUGCCUAUCCGUACAACUAUUACUACCCCAUGAACAUGUACCAGGGCUACAGUUCACCGGGGCAGUACAGCAUGGCCGGCUCCUACGCCUCCACCACCCCUCAGCAGCCAGCUACACCCGGGCAGCACCAGGGCAGCCUCAGUCAGCCUCCACUACCCAGCAUGGACGAUGGCCUUGCCUACCCGGCCCCCCCGCAACCCCUUCCGGCGGCGCAACCCCCCCAGCCGCCACCACCUCCACACCCCGGCCACUCCCUGGGCAGCGGGAGCCAGCCGGGGGCCUCCUCCGGUGCCCAGCAGCACAGCCAGUCGGGUCCAGCCGGCUCCACCUACGGGCCCCACGUCUAUUCCGAGCCCGCCAAGCCAAAGAAGGGUCAGCAGCUGUGGAACCGGAUGAAACAAGCCCCCGGGGCAGGAGGCCUCAAGUUCAACAUCCAGAAGCGGCCAUUUGUGGUGACCAAUCAGAAUUUCGGCUCCAGCAGCGAAGGGCAGCCGCACGGCAACUUUGGGACUCAGCCCAGUUCUGAAAAGGCCCAGAAUCACAGCCUGCCCCCAACGCGGGGCUCGACCUCGGGAAAGCCGGAGGACUGGCCGCAGGACAUGAAGGAGUACGUCCAACGCUGCUUCACCGCCUGCGAGUCGGAGGAGGACAAGGACCGCACGGAGAAGCUGCUCAAAGAGGUGCUGCAGGCUCGGCUCCAGGACGGGACCGCCUACACCAUCGACUGGAGUCGGGAGCCGCUGCCCGGGCUGGGUCGGGAGCCCGUGGCCGAGAGCCCCAAGAAGAAGCCGCCGCCACCACCGCCACGCUGGGAGGGCUCUCCCGCCCUGCACCCGUCCCGGGGUGGAGCAGGAGGGACCACGGGGAGGGGUGGGGGCGGGGGCGGGGCAGCCCAGUCCCAACGGGGGACUGGGAGCGGGGGGAGGGGCCGGGGCAGCAGCUUCCCCACCAAGUUUGGCAACCGCAAUGUGUUCAUGAAGGAGAACAGCUCGUCGUCCAGCAGCGACUCCCGCUCCCGCUCGUCCUCGCGCUCCCCCUCCCGCCACUUCCGCCGCAGUGACUCGCACUCGGACUCCGACAGCUCAUACUCGGGCAGCGAGUGUCCCCCGGGGGGGCGUAGGAACAUCCCCAAAGGCCGGGGCGGCCGCGGGGCGCACAUGGACCGGGGCCGGGGCCGCAUGCAGAGGGGCAAGAGGCACGAGCUGGGCUCGGCCAAGCGAAACCGGAAAAAGCCGGCCGCCAUGGACUACGAGGACCCCGAGCGGGAGCUGAAGAAGCAGAAGCGGGCGGCGCGGUUCCAGCCCGGCCACGGCCACGGCCACGGCCACACGAAGCGGCUGCGGCUGGAGCCCCUGGUGCUGCACAUGAGCAGCCUGGAGCCGGGGCCCGCCGACCCCGACUGGAACGAGCUGAAGAUCGUGGGCACCUGCCCUGACAUCACCAAGCACUACCUCCGCCUCACCUGUGCCCCAGACCCUUCCACCGUGCGCCCUGUGGCAGUACUGAAGAAAUCCUUGGUCAUGGUGAAGGGUCACUGGAAGGAGAAGCAAGAUUACGCAUUUGCCUGUGAGCAGAUGAAGAGCAUUCGCCAGGACCUGACUGUUCAGGGUGUCCGGACGGAAUUUACCGUAGAGGUGUACGAGACGCACGCCCGCAUCGCCCUCGAGAAGGGAGACCACGAGGAGUUUAACCAGUGCCAGACCCAGCUCAAAUCCCUGUAUGCAGAGAGCUUGCCCGGCAACGUGGGCGAGUUCACAGCCUAUAGGAUCCUCUACUACAUCUUCACCAAAAACUCAGGAGACAUCACCACAGAGCUGGCCUACCUGACGAAGGAGCUGAAGACUGACCCCUGUGUGGCCCACGCCCUGGCGCUCAGAGCAGCCUGGGCCCUGGGCAACUUCCACCGCUUCUUCCGUCUGUACCGCACGGCCCCCCGCAUGUCUGGCUACCUGGUGGACAAGUUUGCCGAGAGGGAGAGGAAAGCAGCCCUCAAGGCCAUGAUCAAAACCUUCCGGCCGGCGCUGCCGGUGUCGUACGUGCGGGGGGCGCUAGCAUUGGACAGUGAGGAGGCCUGCCAGGCGUUCCUGGCUCCCCUGGGCCUGGCCUACACGGGGCCCGACGCCGGCCACAUCGACUGCCGCCUCAGCCUGGCGCUGCUACCCAACUUCUAGACCUCUGACACCCCCAAUAAAAUCCAGUUUUUCUUCCUUCCCCCACUCCCCUCUUCCCCACAGCAUAGCUCCUCCGCCCAGAGCCGGCGCAGAAGACGGGGAGAAACGGGGGCAGGGGGAGAAGGCCCCCGUGGGGAUGGGGACAAGGGGAGGCGGGGGGGAGGGCCGCCUCUGUGAGGGCGGCUUCUGGUGACGAGGAAGACGAAGGGCAGCGGGGGGGUGGGUGCUAUAGUCUUCUUCCCUCCAGAGGCACCAACACCACCCCCCCCCCAGCCACAGUGCAGCUUACACUGGUUUAACUGGUUUCCUGGAGCAGUGGACUCAGUUGUACAUUUAUUUUUUUCUCCUUGGGGAGAGUAAGAUGUUUGUGUUUCCAGAGAUUUCCCUCCCCCAUUACCCCCCCCCCCCCCAAUGUGUACAGAAGCACCUCAGCCCCCUUUGGGGGUUUUGUACAGAAUUUUUUCUAUGUUUUUAUUUUCCCAAUGGGCUUGAAAAGGGGCAGGAAGGGCCUGCUGGGGCUGAGUGGGGGGGUUGGGGGUCUGGGGGAGGGGAGAAUCGAUCACUUCCAUCCCCCACCUGACACUAACGCUCUCUCAGUGUUUUCUCUCUCUCUCGAGUUUUCCGACCCAGGCGCCUGGCACUGACCCCCUCACCCCCCAUGCCGAGGGGGUGAGGGAGAGGAGGAAAAGAUGGGGGGCAACCAGCAUGGGGGAGACCGGUGAACUCCCCUUCAGAGCCCCCCGACCGAGCUCCCUCCAGAGACUGUUACAGCUGCUCGGGGUUGCCUUGAGUAUACGUGUUUUUUUUAGGGUGGGGGGGGAACGCUGCAUAAGAUGAGAGACUUUAAUACCCCCCUCGCCACCCCCCCCACCCCACCCCCGGAGAUGAGAGCAAUGACAUCAGAGGAGCCGGGGCCAACGAGGGAGCCUGCCUGCCGUCUGCCGCGUCCCCGAGACCACAGACCACGCCUUAAGUUGCCUCCUCUGUGUUUUUACCCCUCUCCCCCACUCCUACCCUCCACCCCCCUCCAGUGUCUGUUUUGAUUUCUCCCUCUCCUCCUCUCCUCCUCCCCGCCCCCCUCCCUCCCUGGUUCUGCACAGGUAAAAGUGGUAACAUCCUCCCCUCCCUGUUUCCUUCUUCCCAGUUCACCGGUUCACAUCGUGUUUUCCCCUUUUUCGUUUAAUUUUUUGGUUCUUUUCUUUCCCUUCUCAACCUUUUUUUUCCUUUGAGCUCCUUCCCUCCCCCCCACCCUCCCCCCUCCCCACUGUAAUUCAAUAAUGUAAAAUGGUAUAAACAGCUGGACUGUCAGGCCGCCUUUCCUUUCCAGAUGGUUUCUUCCCUCCACUACCUUCCUGGGCCCUGAAAUGGUUUGGAAAAGAAAUAAAAAAAGAGAGAGAGAGACUCAUAAA